Messenger RNA from Alosa sapidissima (American shad), 4910 nucleotides. RefSeq names its product ataxin 1a (gene atxn1a). Gene Ontology annotation, biological process: negative regulation of transcription by RNA polymerase II; nervous system development. Gene Ontology annotation, molecular function: protein binding; RNA binding. Lineage: Eukaryota; Metazoa; Chordata; Actinopteri; Clupeiformes; Clupeidae. The record is from RefSeq and is a predicted model, not a curated record. The coding region runs from base 108 to 2261 and encodes 717 amino acids. The transcript has 2 exons. Gene Ontology annotation, cellular component: nucleus.
AGACAGACACACAGACAGACACACAGACAGACAGACAGGCAGACACACAGACAGACAGACAGACAGACAGACACACAGACAGACACACAGACAGACAGACAGACAGGAUGAAGUCGACGCAGGAGCGCAGUAACGAGUGCCUGCCCCCUAAGAAGCGUGAGAUCCCGGCAAGCACCAUCUCUGCAGCGUCGGGCAGCCUGCCGUCUGAACAGCGCCCCCUCGUGGUGUCUACGGCCGGUGAGGGUCAGCGCGGGAAUCUGGCCUGGCUCGCCAGCGUGGUGAGCGUGCACGAGGGCCGAGAGCAGCGCACGAGUAUGAGCAGGAGCGUGCACGAGGGCCGAGAGCAGCGCACGAGUAUGAGCAGGAGCGUGCACGAGGGCCGAGAGCAGCGCACGAGUACGAGCAGGAGCGUGCACGAGGGCCGAGAGCAGCGCACGAGUACGAGUGUGCACGUCUCAUCGCACGGCACCAACGGACCACAGUACAAACCCCUCUCCUCCGCUGACUCCUCCUCCUCCUCCUCCUCCUUCACCUCCUCGCUUUCGGCUCUGGGCGUGACAGCCUGCACCUCCACCCUCUUACAGACAGGGGGCUCCACCCAGUACUCGCCCCCCAGCGUCCACUUCCUCACGCCCCCCUACGCUGGCCCCUACGCCGGCUACCUCUCCCCCCUCACUCCUCCUCUUCCUCCUCCUGUCUCCAACGCCCAGCGCUCCUCCUCCUCAGGAGAGUCCACUUACACCUCCUCCUCCUCCUCCUCCUCUUCUAAACUGGACCAUCACCAGCAGCAGCAGCAGCAGCAGCAGCAGCAUCAGUCCAAAGUGUCCGACGCAGUGACCGCGGUGACCCUGGCGCAUUCCACUCAUUACCUGCCGGUGUCCAGCUCUGCCCACCACGGUGCCCACCUCCACUCUCCGCACGCGCUGGGCCCUCUGGUGCUGCAGUACUCUGACCCGCCACCGGGGGGCCAGCCAGAAAUGGUGAACGGGGACCUGGGGCGGAGCCGCAGGGUGGGCGUGGCCAAGCAGCACCAGCAGCACUACGAGGUCAAGGGUCAAGGUCAGUACGAGGCGCUACGCCACGUGCUCCUGCCGGCCGAGUACGCGCCAGACAGCGCCGGACAGCGGCCCUCGCUCACGCUCAACAGUUGCCACAGCGGCGGCUCGGACGCGCUGACCAGCGCAGGCGAUAAGGGCGGCAUCACACGCGGCCCUACCUCCUCCUCCCCGUUCCUCCCGCCGCUGCCAGUGGACGGCCUCAAGGGGGUCAUCCAGACGAGCGGCGCCGGGCCGUCGGUGUCCCUGGGGUUCUACCCGGCCCAGUCGCCGGUGUUGGGGUACAUGGGGUACCCUCACCUGCUGACCCAGCCGCUCCUCGUCCCCGCCAGCGCGCCCUCGUCCACGUCCGCCGGACACACGUUCCUGGCGCCCGCCGCCCCGGCCAAGAGCGCGUCGGCGUUUGAGUCGCCCGCCACGUACCCCCCCCACGCUGGCCAGGUGGUGCAUCUGCCCCUGGCGCACGGCUCCGGCGGCCUGCUGGCCUCUCCGCUGACCCCCACUGCCCCCUCGCUGCCAGCGUACUUCGCUGCGGGCUCCAUCAUCCAGCUGGCGGACGGCGCGCUGAAGCGCGUGGAGGAGCUGAGCACCGACGACUUUCUGCAGAGCGCCCACGUCAGCGCUGACCUGCGCAUCGACUCCAGCACCGUGGAGCGCAUCACCGCCAGCCUCACGCCCGACCACGCCAUCGUCCACUUCGCCGUCGGAGAGCACCGCGCACAGGUGAGCGUGGAGGUCCUGUCGGAGUACCCGUUCUUCGUGUUCGGCCAGGGCUGGUCGUCGUGCUGCCCAGAGCGUAGCACCCAGCUGCUGGAGCUGCCCUGCGCCAGGCUGUCCGUGGGCGAUGUCUGCAUCUCGCUGACCCUCAAGAACCUCAAGAACGGCACCCUCAAGAGGAACCCGGGCCCGCCACCACCGCCGGAGAACCCGAGCCAAGGAACCCACGGAACCCUCAAGCCGCCCAGGGCAGCGUCCGGCGAGCGCGAGAACGGCACGGCGGGUCAGACCAACGCGGCCAACGGAGAGCUGCGGCCUGCGGGGGGGGAGGGGGGGGCUCUCGGCCGGCCGGUGGCGCGCAAGCGGAGGUGGUCAGCACCUGAAGGCCGCAAGGUGGAGCGGUCAGACGAGGAGCAUCUCCCCCCCAAGGCCUCCUUCCUCUCCCAGGAGGUGAAGACCAGCAUCGAAGGACACUCUAACAUGGGCUAGUGAGCGAUGCCAACAGGACUGUUAGAUGAAACGACAAACUCACGCCAAACAAAGAAAUCUGCCCUCAAUUUGUUUUCUCUCUUUUUUUAUCCGAAUUACUGUACUGUAGGCAACAUUUGACCGAGUAUUUACACGUUACCACAUUAAGUCCAUGUAGUCAUAACAUUGUUAUACGUUAUUACAACUGGUGCAAUUGUUUGGAGCUUUCCACAGAGGUGCUGAGGCUUCUGUGCUGGGUUAGGGUGUGUGUGUGUGUGUGUGUGUGUGUGUGUGUGUGUGUGUGUGUGUGUGUGUGUGAGGGUGAGUAGGAAUGCCCUGCGCACUGCUAGAUGGCCUGCCAGUUCUUUGAUGUCAGUCACAAGAUUCCAGAAUGCUCUCGAGUGUUCUAGAAUCCCACGUUAAUUCUGAUCUCCACACAACAGCCAGGCCUGUUCCAGGGUGCUCUAGAGUGCAACCUCCAUAUUCUGUUUGUUUUGUUUUGUUGUUGUUGUUGUUUUUGUAAACGCUGUGGUCAGCUGUGGUCAGCUGCAGUGUGCGGCUGAAGGAGGGGGCUGGGUAGCCUGGCAUGCUGGACGAGGCGGCACAUGACUGGCAUGCCAGGCUGUGGUUGGCAUCUCCUCUCAGGGUACCAUGGCGGAAACGGUUCUUCACUGGUGAAGAGGUCGACAUGAUGCCCGUUAUCCUGAGCUAGUUAUCACACCUUUAGCAUCGUUUUAGUUUAAAACACUUCAUUUCUUAUCGAUUCCUGUCUCUGUGAAGUCAUCAAACAGUGACAGACUGGCUGAUGAUCAUCAAGCCAGUCAUCAAGUCAUCAAGCAGUGCCAGUCGCUCCUAGAGAAAGAGGGAAACUAAACUAUUAAUGGAGUCGGCUUCAUGUAAUCACCCUUUUGGAAUGUUUCCCCCAUUUCUACUAGUUUGUUCUGUUUUUCCUUCUUUGUAACGAUGGAUAGUUUUCUAUCUGUGAUGAAUGUGUAAUCUAAACCUUCAGGUCAGGGCUCCCCUCCAGUCACAUACAACCUGGACGAUGUGUGUGUGUGUGUGUGUGUGUGUGUGUGUGUGUGUGUGUAGUGAGUUUGGGUAAUACUAGAAGAGAUGACUACAUGUGACUCAUCAUUCUUUUGGUGCAAUGUUGUGUAUUUGUUUUUUCCUGUGUUUAGUCUUUUUAAUAAGUGAUGUGUGUGUGUGUGUGUGUGUGUGUGUCGUGAGGACAGUGUAUGUCGUGUCGAGUGGAGUGAAGUGGAGUGGGGAAGCACAGGUGAUCGUCUUGAAGCACUUAACACACCUGUUCCUCUCACAAACCAGCCAAUUAUGAGCAGAGAGGCAGCAAUCGACAGAUUAUGACAAUAAUGAUCUCACCCAUUAUUAUUAUUAUUAUUAUUAUUAUUAUUAUUAUUAUUAUUAUUGAACUCAGUACUGUAUGUUGUGUGUGUAAGUCUGAAUGCUCUGUGGCUAUGAUGAGAGCUCAGGGGUCAAAGGUCAGGUGACCUACGACAGGCACAGGUAACGUGACAGGUGACCUGGUGACCAGGAGGCGGGAAAAAGGAGAAGAACCAGACGUGCCCAUGGAGAGCACUACCAGGGUCUACCAGACGAGGGCGCUGCAGAGCACUACCAGGGUCUACCAGACGAGGGCGCUGCGGAGCAGCACAAGCACAUGGAGAAAGAAUCAGAGAAUCUAAAGUAAUAAAGCCAUUAUAUUCUAGAGAGAGAGGGAGAGGCAACGUGAGAGAGAGAUAAAGUGAGAAAGAGAGAGAGAGAAAGAGAGAGUGAGAGAGAGAGAGAGAGAGAGACAGAGAGAGAGAGAGAUGAGUAGGAGAAGGUUCAGCCACAGAAUGGUGAAGUCUCUUUGAAUGAUGUCAUGUGAUCAUGAGUUCAUACAUGCAUGAAUGUAUGCAGGCAAACAAAUACAUAUACACACACACACACACACACACACACACGCACUAAAGAUGUGCUUUAAAGUUGAUGUAUUUUAUAAGUUUGUAUACAGUACAUUAACAUGCCGUGUCAUACGACACCUUAACUGGUGAGCAGGUUAGGACACACACACACGUCAUGCGACAGCUUGACUGGUGAGCAGGUUAGGACACACAGACACACACACACACACACACGUCAUGCGACACCUUAACUGGUGUGCAGGCUAGGACACACAGACACACACCAUGUUUUUACACCAGACUUUAAACCGUAGAUGUGUAGUGAUGUUAGUGGUCUGUUGUGUGCGAGUGUGUACGCCUUUGAUUAUGUGUGUGUGUGUGUGUGUGGUUAGCAUCUGUAUUAUAUAAUUUUUAUUAUAUAGGUAUAUGUCCAGUGUUUCUGUUAAAAAAUCUACUUAAGAGAAUCUUGCAAUUUGCACAUCUGGAGAGUUACCGUAGUAACAUAACUUUUUUUUAUUUUUUAUUCUCCUCUCUUUUGUUUUCUUUUUCUGUUUGUUUAUUUUCUUUUUGUUUUGUUUUUCUCUUUUGUUUUCUGUUUUCAGCCCAAACGCACACACUGAGCUGGAAACCCGUUUUGCUGAGAUGUAGCAGUGACCUGUCCAGCAACUGACCCCUAAAGCACACACACUCUCUCUCACACACACACUCUCUGUGGACAAACACAUGUGACACACACACACAUACACACACACACACACACUCUCUGUGG